Messenger RNA from Penicillium odoratum, 2256 nucleotides. RefSeq names its product ATP-dependent RNA helicase SUV3. The record is from RefSeq and is a predicted model, not a curated record. Bases 1 to 2256 code for a protein of 751 amino acids. The transcript has 2 exons. Gene Ontology annotation, biological process: RNA catabolic process; mitochondrial RNA 3'-end processing. Gene Ontology annotation, molecular function: RNA helicase activity; hydrolase activity, acting on acid anhydrides; ATP binding. Gene Ontology annotation, cellular component: mitochondrial degradosome. Lineage: Eukaryota; Fungi; Ascomycota; Eurotiomycetes; Eurotiales; Aspergillaceae.
AUGCAGUCAUGGACCGGCGGAGGCAGUCGUUCGCUCUUUUGCGCGUUUCGCUCGCUUUCUUCACACAAUGAGCGACAUUUUACAACGACUUCCCCUUUACAACGAAUGAGUAAAGCUGUCUUGAAAGCGAAACUCAAGCAGCAAGCUACGGCCCUGGAAGCCAACAAAGGUGGAAGGAAAGGCAAGAACUCCAAGGAUGCUCAAAAAAGUCUCGCCCGUGCACGCGAUUUCAAUAGUGUCAUUGAAACUGCAUUGCGCGAUACCAAACAAAGACUUCGCACAACAGCGCAAUCAUUGGACGGAUGGGAACGGCUUGAGCGUCAGGUGUUGAAUGCCUGCCGUGUGGAUGAAAAGAAAGGGCUAUCGGUGAAAUGGACUCCGUUACGAGAGCUCAAAGGUCUUUUGCAAAAGGCAUAUCUGUCCAAAGGCGUUCAGGGUGUACGGGAUGAGUUAGAAUAUAUGCUUUUUGCAGAGGAUUUGACGAACAAGUACUCGACUUCCAAUCUUGAAGCGCAACGGAAAGUGGUCGACCUUCGCUUUCCCGCCGAAUGGUAUCCCAGUGCACGAUCAAUCCAACGGAAAAUCCAUUUGCAUGUCGGCCCUACGAAUUCGGGGAAAACAUACCAUGCGCUGAAAAGGUUGGAGCAAGCUAAGGCUGGGUUUUAUGCAGGACCUCUAAGACUACUUGCACAGGAGGUAUAUCAUCGCUUCAAGGAUAAUGGUAUACCGUGUAGUCUUGUCACAGGAGACGAAGUUCAAACUCCCGAGGAUGGCAAAUCACCGCGGGUUGUGAGUAAUACUGUGGAGAUGGUUAGCUUGGGACAGGCUUUCGACGUUGGAGUGAUUGAUGAAAUUCAGAUGAUUGCCGAUCCCAACCGAGGCUGGGCGUGGACUCGAGCUGUGCUUGGGUGUCAGGCGUCAGAGCUACAUCUUUGCGGCGAAACGCGCACGGUACCGCUGAUUCGCGAGUUAUGUGCUCUCACUGGAGACAUCCUGGAGAUUCAUCGUUAUCAGAGGCUCAACGGUCUGGAAGUGAUGCCACAUAGUCUUCGUGGCAACCUCAAGCUUCUUCAAAAGGGCGAUUGUCUGGUUGCUUUCUCUCGUGUUGGAAUUCACGCCUUGAAGGCAGAUAUUGAAAAAAUCACUGGAAAACGAGCUGCGAUUGUCUAUGGCGGUCUACCAGCUCCCAUUCGAACCCAGCAGGCAGCACUGUUCAAUGAUCCAGAUAAUGACUAUGAUUAUCUAGUAGCGAGUGACGCGAUUGGCAUGGGGUUGAAUUUGGCCUGCAAGCGUGUCAUCUUCGAGACUCUGAUUAAACGGACCCCGGCCGGUUUGGUACAACUAACCGUUCCGGAAAUAAAGCAGAUUGGUGGACGCGCCGGUCGAUACCGCCCUGCUGGUGCCACGGAUAGUAGUCAAGACGGAACCAACAUCGGUCUCGUUACGUGUCUCGAAGACGUCGACCUUCCAUACAUCCAAGAAGCUAUGCAAACUGAGCCCCCGCCACUCACAGCCGCUGGUUUAAUGCCGCCAGGGUUUGUCGUCGAGAAAUUUUCAUCUUACUUCCCAAGAAAUGUACCCUUUGAGUACCUGAUCAAACGAAUGCUCGAUAUCGCCCAGAUGAACCGCCUUUUCUUCAUGUGCAACUCGACUAGCCAAAUUGAAGCUUGCCAGGUCGUUGAUGCCGUGGAUGGGUUGGGACUUCUGGAUAAGCUUUUCCUCACUGCCGCGCCUUUGGAAACCAGAAACCAGGCAUUACGUGACGUGACCUUGCAAUUUGCCGAAUGCAUUGCUAGUAAUUCUCAAGGGCGAUUGCUGGACAUUCCCUAUCUCAAUCUGGAAAUACUAGAAAGGCCCGUUUCUGGAAAUAAGGACUACAUGUCUGAGCUGGAAGGGCUUCACAAGGCCAUUAUUCUUUAUUCAUGGCUGAGCUUCCGAUUUGGCGGUGUAUUCACGGAUCGAAGUCUCGCGGCACACAUCAAGACGCUUACCGAGGAGAGGCUGAUGCGAGCGUUGACCGAGUUCUCCGCCAACAAACGCUUGCGCAAUAAUGCUUCUUUGAGGCGCCAGGUUGAAUUGCAAAAGCAGAUCAUGAGCCAGAAAAGCCUUAUCGAUGAUGAGGACUUGGUCUCUCCAGAUGAGAAAGUGCAUGAAUUUUCGGAUGGAUUUUCAGAUGAGGAUUCUGACCCAGUGGAACCCAUGGGAGGUUUGGAGGACACUGAAGACUUUGAGGAGGAACAGAGUCCUCGAAUGUAA